AUGGAGAUUGUUAAUGGUGUUAUCCCCACGAGCGAUACGGCUGUUGAUUCCAACGCACUGGUCCAGACAUGGAAGCACUCCGACUAUAUAUGUCGGAACUAUGUGCUUAAUGGUUUGACUGGACCGCUGUAUGAUUUGUACAGUUCGAAGGUUACAUCUAAGGACUUAUGGGAAUUACUUGACCGUAAGUAUAAAACCGAAGAUGCCGGUGCCAAGAAGUGGAUUGUUGGACGCUUUCUUGACUACAAGAUGGUGGAUUCCAAGACUGUUGACAGUCAGGUGCAAGAAUUACAGCUGAUUAUUCAUGAGAUGCAUGCCGAGCGGAUGGGUCUUAUGGAAUCUUUCCAAGUUGCCGCUGUAAUAGAAAAAUUGCCUCCUAGAUGGAAAGAUUUCCAGAACUACCUUAAGCAUAAGCGAAAGGAGAUGACUAUGGAGGAUCUAAUUGUUAGACUUCGCAUUGAAGAAAAUAACAGAGGAUCCGGAAAGAAGACUAUUGCCGCUGAAAAGGCAAAUAUGGUGGAGCAUGCACAAAGCUUCAAGUCUAAGAAGACCAGUUCCAGGAAGGGGGCUAAACUGGCACCCAAAGGAGGAGUUUCGAAGCCUUCGAAGUUCCAAAGAAAAUGCUUAAACUGUGAUAAAGUUGGUCAUAGGUCUGCUGACUGUAGGAAGCCUAAGAAGACAAACAAGAAGAAAGAAGCAAACAUGGUUGAUGACAUCUCCAAGAAGAUAGGAGCAUCUAGGCAUAUUUGCUCCGACAAGGAGACUUUCUCUAGCCUUAUAGCUUCUGAUGCUGGUGAGAAGCUCUACAUGGGAAACUCUGCGACUUCUACUAUUGAAGGGGAAGGCACGGUGAUUCUGAAGAUGACCUCUGGGAAGAAUCUGACUUUGAAGAAUUUACUUAAUGUGCCUGAUAUUCGCAAUAACCUUGUGUCCGGUUCUUUGUUGAGUAAACAUGGCUUUCGCAUUGUAAUAGAGUCAGAUAAAGUUAUUUCGUCUAAGAGUGGUAUGUUUGUAGGUAAGGGCUAUGCAACUGAUGGGCUGUUUAAGCUCAAUGUAAUGUCCGUUAAGGACAAUAAUGAAAUGAAGAUUAUAGAAAUGUACAAUCUUAGAGAUUUUACAAAUAUUUUUAAACUCCAAACAUAA
Daucus carota subsp. sativus is the source of this 1143-nucleotide messenger RNA. RefSeq lists its product as uncharacterized. Gene Ontology annotation, molecular function: zinc ion binding; nucleic acid binding. NCBI's taxonomy places the organism in Eukaryota, Viridiplantae, Streptophyta, Magnoliopsida, Apiales, Apiaceae. The transcript has 3 exons. The coding region runs from base 1 to 1143 and encodes 380 amino acids. The record is from RefSeq and is a predicted model, not a curated record.